Messenger RNA from Conger conger (European conger), 1679 nucleotides. It is a transcript of the gene nprl2, whose product is annotated as NPR2 like, GATOR1 complex subunit. Bases 177 to 1397 code for a protein of 406 amino acids. The record is from RefSeq and is a predicted model, not a curated record. Gene Ontology annotation, molecular function: GTPase activator activity. NCBI's taxonomy places the organism in Eukaryota, Metazoa, Chordata, Actinopteri, Anguilliformes, Congridae. Gene Ontology annotation, cellular component: vacuolar membrane; GATOR1 complex. Gene Ontology annotation, biological process: positive regulation of autophagy; cellular response to amino acid starvation; negative regulation of TORC1 signaling. The transcript has 10 exons.
AACUUCCGGGUUAAUCAGUGUUGUUAUUGUGGUGAGCUUCCUGAAGUUUUUAACAAUGUGAUAUGUUCGCUAUCAGCAGCUACUACUGGAAUUUAAUUUAAUAUUGUUCAAAACAUAUCAACGAAAAUGCCAUGCAUGCCCUUCAUUUAUUAAAACAUUAAUUUAGUUUUUAAAAUAUGGGAAGUAAGAGGAGAAUCGAGUGUAUAUUUUUCAGCGAGUUUCAUCCUACUUUAGGUCCGAAAAUUACAUACCAGGUUCCUGAGGAAUAUAUUUCAAGAGAACUCUUUGACACAGUGCAAGUGUACAUUAUCACCAAGCCUGAACUGCAAAACAAACUAAUUACAGUCACUGCAAUGGAGAAGAAGCUAAUUGGCUGCCCAGUGUGCAUUGAACACAAGAAGUACAGUCGCAAUGCCCUACUCUUCAAUCUUGGGUUUGUGUGUGAUGCUCAGACAAAAACCUGUGCCUUGGAACCUAUUGUGAAAAAACUGUCUGGAUAUUUGACUACACUGGAGUUGGAGAGUGGUUUCAUUUCAAAUGAGGAGAGUAAGCAGAAGCUGGUGCCUAUCAUGUCUACACUGCUGGAAGAGCUCAAUGCCAAAGGAGCCUGCACUCUGCCCAUUGAUGAGUCCAACACUAUCCACCUGAAGCUAAUAGAGCAGCGAAAGGACCCUCAGAUUGUUCAAGAGUAUGAUGUACCUGUCUUCACCCAGUGUAAGGACCAGUUCAUCAAGUCUCAGUGGGACCUGACCACUCAACAGAUCCUGGCCUAUAUUGAUGGAUUCAGGCAUAUUCAAAAGAUUUCUGCUGAAGCCGAUGUGGAGCUAAAUCUCGUUCGGAUUGCUGUGCAGAAUUUACUGUAUUAUGGAGUUGUAACACUGGUCUCAAUAUUUCAGGUAAAAAUUAUGCAGAUAAAAUCUCCCAAUAUUUAUCAGUCUUGCCCUCAAUAUCAAUUUAAUUAUUUGUCAUUUCAGUAUUCCAAUGUGUACUGCACCACCCCUAAAGUCCAAAACCUCAUGGAUGACAAAUCCAUCCAGGAAGAUUGUCUGCUCUAUGUCACCAAGCCUGGACAGAAGCGGGCCAGCCUAAGGGAUGUGUUCCAGCUGUACUGUGGUCUCAGUCCAGGCACGACAGUGCGUGACCUCUGUUCCCGCUACUCCCAGCAGCUUCAGAGGGUUGAUGAGAGGAAACUGAUCCAGUUUGGACUGAUGAAAGGUCUGAUUCGUCGACUGCAGAAAUACCCAGUCAAAGCAAUUCGUGACGAGAGGUCUCGCCCACCCCGCCUGUACACUGGGUGCCAUAGCUAUGAUGAGAUAUGCUGCAAAACUGGAAUGAGCUACAGAGAGCUAGACGAGAGACUGGAGAAUGAUCCCAACAUCAUAGUUUGCUGGAAAUGAAUUUCCCAUUUCUUAAAUUGCUUUCAGUGGCAGUGGCUUUUUACAAAGCCAAUCUUUUUUAUUUUAUUGUUAUUUCAAACUGAAUGUGCACUGAAUGUCAUUUUAGGAUGCUUGUAGCUUUAAUUUGUUACCAUUUCUUUAAACAUGUUCAACUAUCCCAAUUCUGUACCUUUAUGUUAAAGGUCAGUUGGGGCGAAGAAUACCGCAACAUUCAUUUAAAAGUAGUCCUAAUAAAAUGCUAUACAUUAUGGAAUAAAGUUUUCUUUGAAAUUAUUCAUUGUA